AAGCACUGUAGGUCUGGAACACAGAAGUUUUGUAAAUUCCUACUUCUCUUGGAAGACAGUUCCAAAGAGGAAUAGGAGUGGGAUGAGGCGUAACAGGAAACCAGUUGCUAAAAGCUUGAUAAUGGGAUUGGGGCUAGCCAAUAAAAAUUCCAGACAACUGGAGAAUGUUACUGAUUCAGAGUCGGAGAAGCUUAAGAUUAGAUUUCGUUUGAAUAUUUCAGGUCUGACAGUUCUAAUGGUUCAUAUCCCCGAACUGGAAGAGGCUCUGGUUCUGAUAAAUUCAUGUGGAGUGAUAGAUCUUCACAUAUGCAUGGCAGAAGCCCAGAAAGUGCUCAAUUUUCCAAUCCCUCAGCUAAUUAUUGGGAUUCUUCUAAGCGGGAGCAUCAACAUAUUUAUCACGGCCAAGCACUCUCAGAUGCUGCUGAUGUUGCAAGACCUGACCACCUCAUUACCAGGCAAUUUAUGGACUCUUACAGACCAACCCUUCGAAGGAGAUCACCAGUUGAAGGAGAUGAGUUUUACAAUAUGCAUCCAAGGAGGCUAACUUUGAAGGAUACUGUAAGAGAUAAUAGUACUGGUCGGAAUAGGUUUAGAAGAUAUCCACAAGGGGUUAGUAGAGGCAUCAGAGAUGAAUAUUUCAGGCAUGUUCCUGAUGACAGCACACAGUACAUGAGCCGCAUUCCACAUCGUUUGGACAGGAUAGAAAGAAGCAUUUCCCCCCAUGGUGGAAGACAUCAUCAUGCCGUACCUUACAAGAGAGCUCGAUCAAGAUCAAGGAGCCGCUCACCCAUUGAUUGGUUGUUGCAGAGGGAUCAAAAUGAGGAUUCAAGACGUUGCAACAGGUCACCAGAUUUUAGGUCUAAUGCUAGAAUAGAUGGGGUUACGUUUCCAUUUACAAAGCGAUUUGCUGCUGGUUAUGGAGAGUUCAUAUCCCCACCUCCGGGUCGUGCAUCACCACAGCGAAACUCCAGGAUGUUUGAGGAUUGUAAUCCUGGUUUAGACCAUUUUAGGAGACGAAAAUCGCACGUGAGGAUGCAGGACCAGAAGUUUGAUCAAGCACGCCCCAUUCUGAGAUUGAAUUCAGAUGAUUACUUCAACCCCAUGAUUCGACCUAGAAGAUUUCCUGAAAGACCUGCUGGUGGAAAAGGGUGUAAAUAUGAAGUCAGUGAUGAUGGUAAACAUGGCAGCAGAUAUGCAAUGAUUCAUCGAGUGAGGUGUUAUGAUACAGAUGGUGGAGCCCGUCGGUUUCGCUAUAAUGAAGAAGAUUCAUACAUGGCUAAGAACACUUAAACAGUGACUAAUGCCACUCGGAUCUCAUAUCAGCACCCUGAUGAUGCUGAUGCACCUAGGACAGCCAAUGAAGAUAUGUGAACAUUUUUUUUAAUGCAAUUGUGAGAGGAUUUGGCUGGAAAAGGGUGAUAUGAAAUCUUGAAGAGGUA
Molecule: messenger RNA, 1439 nt
Organism: Hibiscus syriacus
Lineage: Eukaryota; Viridiplantae; Streptophyta; Magnoliopsida; Malvales; Malvaceae
Exons: 2
Coding region: 283-1290 (335 amino acids)
Source: RefSeq, a predicted model, not a curated record